AUGACAGCAUCAGCAGUGACAACAUCUACAUCUCCAUCUACAUCUACAUCUACAUCUACAUCUACAUGCACUGAUACUGAGGAAAGAAGGAUAGUUGGCCUGAACAACCUGGGGAUUCGGCAACUGCAAUCAGGAAACAGCAAUGGCAGUAGACAAGCCUUGCAAAGCUUGCUUCAGUCAUUGCAUCACUUGAAGCAAGCCAAGAACAUGAAUACCCCAGCAUGUCAACCUGAUCAACCUGAUCAAGUUGAUCAAGAGGGACUGGAAAGACCAAGUCUGUUUGCUCUCCAACCCAUUCAUCCCACCAAUGAUUCUGCUUCUUUUUCCUCCUCCUCCACUGACAACCUCCCUUUUCAAAUGUUUGACCACGUCUUUGCCUUUUCUCACAGUACCAGUACCAGUUCAGUGACAUCCAUGGAAAACCGCGAUGGCACCAUGGCUGCCCUCACGUACAACUUGGCAGCCACGCAUCACUCCAGAGGAGUCUACCUGUUGGCACACAACAAGUCUGCCAAAGUGUCUCUUUCCAAGGCCAUUCAGCUCUACACGUUUGCUCUUAGUGCCAUGCAACACUGGGCCAAGAACUUUCAAGUUCAUCAGGGAUGUCACAUCCUCAGGCUCGCCAUUCUCAACAACAUGGCUCAUGCCAAUGCCCUUCUUCAACACAAGCAAGACGCCAUUCAUUGUCUCAAGUGUCUCAGAGAUGUUCUGCCGUAUGCAAAGCUUCCUCUUGUAUCCAAAGAACACUACGCAUUCUUCUCAGCCAAUGUAGUUGUGCUCUGUCUCAAGCAGGUUGUACAGCACCAGCACAAACACAAACGACACAGUCAAGAGGAGUCUCAACCCAGCAGAGACACCCUGCUCGACAUUCCGGCACCGGCUGCCUAG
This is a messenger RNA of Seminavis robusta, 888 nucleotides long. Lineage: Eukaryota; Bacillariophyta; Bacillariophyceae; Naviculales; Naviculaceae. The record is from the annotation of a GenBank genome assembly.